Molecule: messenger RNA, 803 nt
Organism: Branchiostoma floridae (Florida lancelet)
Lineage: Eukaryota; Metazoa; Chordata; Leptocardii; Amphioxiformes; Branchiostomatidae
Product: basic phospholipase A2 Cc2-PLA2-like
Exons: 4
Coding region: 54-470 (138 amino acids)
Biological process (GO): arachidonate secretion; lipid catabolic process; phospholipid metabolic process
Molecular function (GO): phospholipid binding; calcium ion binding
Source: RefSeq, a predicted model, not a curated record
GCCCGGCCGGCUGUACGAUAACCGCCACACAUGUACAAGGCAAGGUUAGCAGGAUGAAGGUCGUGCUAGCAGCAGCGAUUCUCCUGGUAGUAGGGUUUGGUUUCGAGGGGGCGGUGGGGAAGCCGACCCGAAGUGUGCUACAGUUCGGCGCCAUGAUAUCUCACGUCACCGGGCGGAAUCCGUUCGACUACCUCGACUACGGCUGCUACUGCGGCUUGGGCGGCUCGGGAACACCUGUGGACGACAUUGACAGAUGUUGCGAAGUUCACGACGCGUGCUAUGGAGCGGUGGACUCCAGUGACGGCGUGGGUACGGCACACCUGAUCAACUACCACUUUACUCAGGAGGCGGGUGGACUUGUGACGUGUGACGACAGGUUCGGCACCGUGGCCCGGGAGGCGUGCGAGUGUGACCGCGAGGCAGCCUUCUGUUUCGACCGCUACCCGUAUCCGGGCAGACAGCCUUGCUGAACGUAGUGACCAUAGAGUUCGUGCGAUAUGACCCGGUGUACCAAGAAGUCAUAGGUCUCCAUACUCUCCAAGCAGGGGUUAGGCUCUGGCUGCUUUUUUUAACGUUUUUUAGUCGUUUUUAUCGGGCUUUCUAUUUUGUAUUGUAAUUGUAUUGUCAAAACCUGGCGGACUUCAAGGAACGAUACAAAAUAGAAAGCACGAUAAAAACGACUAAAAACAACGUAAAAAACAGCCAGAGCCUAACCUCUGUAUGGAGAGUAGGUCUUCCAUAGCACCUGACGGCUAUACACCUAAUCUUUAUCAUAUUCAUUGAUUAGAUGCCGUUACAAUAAA